This is a messenger RNA of Andrographis paniculata, 1893 nucleotides long. RefSeq names its product protein MODIFIER OF SNC1 11-like. The coding region runs from base 80 to 745 and encodes 221 amino acids. The record is from RefSeq and is a predicted model, not a curated record. Gene Ontology annotation, biological process: poly(A)+ mRNA export from nucleus. NCBI's taxonomy places the organism in Eukaryota, Viridiplantae, Streptophyta, Magnoliopsida, Lamiales, Acanthaceae. Gene Ontology annotation, cellular component: nucleus. The transcript is spliced from 4 exons.
ACAGACCAUUGAUGACUCACCCCGAAAUCUUCGUUUCAGCGAAUAACUUCUGCUGUGAAAUCGGCCGAGGUGACCGUGAAUGAAUAUCGGUGGCAGACUGACAAUGGCAGAGGCGACUCCACCUGAAGUGGAAAACCCUAAAAAUGCUUCCGAUAUCGAUUCCACGCCUUCCACCACGGAAGAUGCGUCAAUAACUCCACCAUCCGUGUCUUCUGAUGGAGGCCGCGGCGGUGAAGCGAAGGAUAAAGUGGCGGAGAUGCCGGUUAGAGCCGGCGAUGAGGAUGGUGGUGAUGUUGCCAUAACGGAUAUUCAUAAGAAGAUGAAGCGUGCUGAGAGGUUCGGAAUGCCAGUGCAGUUGUCCGAGGAGGAAAAGCGGAGUUCUCGAGCCGAGAGGUUUGGAACUGCUACUUCUGUCGGUGAAUCGGAUUCUGCCAAGCCAUCAGAGGAACUGAAGAGGAAGGCUAGAGCAGAGAGAUUUGGGAUUGUACAAUCAGAACCAUCAAAUGAGGAGGUGAAAAAGAAGGCUAGACUUGCUAGGUUUGGGUCUUCAAAGCCUGAUCCCAUCGAAGAAGAGAAAAAGAAAGCAAGGGCAAUCAGGUUUUCACAGCCACGUUCUGGUUCAAUUGCAAAUGGAAAAGGGGAUGAUGAAGUCGUAAGCUAUGCAAAUGUUUUUCAUUUCCAUUUGUUUCUUGCAGUGGUGUUUAUUUUUCUUAAAUUUUCAGAAGCCGAAAACUAUUACUGGUGAGACUGUGGGUGAAACCUAAAUGAAGGAAUACUCAAAGACAGGUAGUAAGUCAUGCUAAUUGAAUUUAUUAAUAAGAUAUCUUUGGGGUGUCUAAUUAUAUUUGAUUUCUUCUACUCCUGAUGGAUCUAGUAUUACUCAAUUUUCAGGAUGGUAGUUUGAAGUAAUCCUUCUGCACCCAACCUUUUAACACUUGAAUUAAUCUAGUUUUCCUCUAAUUUUUAACUCAAAUUGGUUAUGGUUACCUGGUGAGUCGGGGGUAUUUAACAGCAGCUUCCUCCAUUAAGUUACCAUUUCUCAAGGGUUCGGCCAACCAUAUCAAGAUGGUUUAGGAUUUACCUGUGUUCUUGCUGCAUUUUUUUUUCUUUUGUUGCCUGCGUUAUGUUGUCUGCACUUAAAUUUGGUAAUAACAAUUAAUCCGGCAACCAUGGUUUGGUAGGUUUGAGAUUGCAUUUUUGUUAGGCAGCUAUGCAGACAGUUCAUAAAAUAGAUUUGAGUCGGAAAUUUGCCUAGUGUUGAUCAUGAGUCUCUCUUGCACGGGAUUGUUCAUCUUAUCCUAUAUCUGGAAACUAAUUAGUAGUAUAUUUAACUUGGCCAUGGUUUUAGAUACUCUGUCAGCAUUAAAGAUCUUAGUUUCAUAAUGCAUAUGGACAGACAAGUCAACAUCUAGUCCUUUUACGAUCUUGUGAUCCUUAACUAUGUUUGAAAGCUUCCUAUCCCAUGUCAAGCGAAAAGGCAAUUACAUUUAACGUUCUUUCGAUGGCAGUAGAUAGCAGGAGGUAUUGGACUCAAAAGAAAAGAUGUAGAUUGAGUAGAUAAAUUGAAAUCAUUUACUAUUAUGAAUUCUUCUUAGUUACAAUUUGGUUGCAUUUGUAGUGGUUUUGAUAAUUUGAUUAGCAGUGUGAUAAGUUGUUGUAAUGUUGGCCUGAAUUUGAGAGACAGUGAGUGACUUGACAUAAUAUUAAUGUGGAGGUGUCUGUGUGUUAAUUACGUACCGUCUCACCAGGUAUACCGUACCUAUUACUAUUAGGUUUACUAAACUGCCAAUUUUGUUGUAGCUUGUUUGUAGUUUUAAGUUUCAUCAGACAUAUAUGUAAUAGCCCGAAUGCUAUAUUAUUGUGUCCAUUUUGGACCUUAUAUUUUGCUCACUA